Lycium barbarum (goji berry) is the source of this 534-nucleotide messenger RNA. RefSeq lists its product as uncharacterized. The record is from RefSeq and is a predicted model, not a curated record. The transcript is spliced from 2 exons. The coding region runs from base 1 to 534 and encodes 177 amino acids. Lineage: Eukaryota; Viridiplantae; Streptophyta; Magnoliopsida; Solanales; Solanaceae.
AUGGAUGAUAUUGCUACUGAAGCUAUUUCAUUCUACCAGAAUCAAUUUUCUCAAGAGAUUGGUGCCGUUGAUUCAAACUUACUGGUGAACAUUCAUGAGAGAAUAUCAGAAGAGCAAAAUACUUUUUUAUGUGCUACGCCAACUCUUGAAGAGGUGAAAAAUGCUUUUUGCAUUAUCAGGUGUUGGAAUAUAGUUGGUGUUGAUGUGUAUAAUGUGAUAAAUAGUUUUUAUGAGGGACAAACUUUACCAAAGGCAGUAACUCAUACAAAUCUGGUCCUCCUGCCUAAGAAAGAAAUAAUCAAAACUUUUUCUGACUUGAGACUAAUCAGCCUCAGCAAUUUCAUAAACAAAGUUUUUUCCAGACUGUUGCAUGACAAGCUAGAAGUAAUCUUGCCCUCUCUAAUAUCUCCAAAUCAGUCUGGAUUUGUGAAGGGUAGAAAUAUUAUUAAGAAUGUGCUGCUUACUCAAGAAUUGGUUCCUGCUAUUAGAAAGAGAGGGAAACUUGCUAAUGUUAUUCACGACCCAAAACGAUGA